UAUGGACCCCCGGGGACCAACCCUCCGUCCUUUCCAGUGGCCUGAGAAACCUGGUCGGGUCCGCCGUCGGAAGACCAGACGGGAGAGGAAUGAGGCCCUGUUGGGCAGCCGCCGGCCACUGGUCGGUCAGGAUCCUCCUGUGUCCAGUCGGGAUCUGCCUGUGGCCCCUCAGGAUCCUGUGGUUCCUACAGCUCCCAAGCUUGUGGUCAUAACCCAGGGCCGGCUGAGCCAAAAGCACCGGGGUCUCUUUAACCAUGAGGUUAAAUCCCUGGAUGUGGCACGGCUGCUUAGCAGUGAGUCCCUGGAGCCGGGCAUCCUCCAGCUUCCCACCAAGCCUUCCCCAAGCCCAGGUGGGGCCCAAGUACCAGCCUCACAAUCAAGGGGCAAGGAGAAUCAGAUGCCUGGAGGCUCAAGCCUGGGUCCAUCUAGUUCCCCAGAGUUACCUGACUUGGUCCAGCUGCUGGGAGAGCUACAGUGCCAGCUGCUUCUGCCACAGGCCUUCCCCAGGAGGAACCUGGUGCAAGAAGCCAGGGACACCAUCGUGGGUACCUUACAGGCCUGCCAUGGCUGUGUGCCUGACCUUGCCCUAGUGCUCCGGGGCUGUCAGCUGCCCUUGCCAGGGACCAAGCCUGGGGACCUUGCAAGAAGAAGGUCAGCACCUUCCUGGAUCAAUACCACUGAGCAGGCUCCAGGAGAGGGGAGGCAGCGGAGGCAACAGGGGACAAAGGAGUUCACUUUUGCCAUAUCUCACACCUCCAGUGCUCCCACUACACACAGGGUGAACCUGGCACCACCAAGAGGUCCUCGGCCACCCCUCUUGCCCUCACUGCCUUCGCCAUCUGGGGCAUUGGGUCCCCCAACAGCCUUUGAUCUGCUGAAAAGCAUCUGGCUUGUAGCCACACCACCCCCUCCCCAGCCCUGGGAGGUCAGUCCACCUCAGCCUCUGCCUCAACCACCAUCACCCUUGCUGCCCCGAACCGCAGCCCUGGACUGGAGCCCCAGCCCCCCUGCCCCACUGCCCAGCCUCUCCUGGGUGGUGGCCCAGAGCAGUCCAGAAGCUUGGUCCUUUCCACCCAUGAGACUAUACUGA
Molecule: messenger RNA, 1090 nt
Organism: Tupaia belangeri chinensis (Chinese tree shrew)
Lineage: Eukaryota; Metazoa; Chordata; Mammalia; Scandentia; Tupaiidae
Gene: PRR19
Product: proline rich 19
Exons: 2
Coding region: 2-1090 (362 amino acids)
Source: RefSeq, a predicted model, not a curated record